Caenorhabditis remanei is the source of this 2229-nucleotide messenger RNA. RefSeq lists its product as uncharacterized. Lineage: Eukaryota; Metazoa; Nematoda; Chromadorea; Rhabditida; Rhabditidae. The coding region runs from base 1 to 2229 and encodes 742 amino acids. The record is from RefSeq and is a predicted model, not a curated record. The transcript is spliced from 5 exons.
AUGUCGCGGGUGAUAUUCUUAUUGCUCUGCAGUCUAUCGGCGGUCGCCGCGGUCUUCGAGUGCAGUUCCCACGAGACGACCGCUUUCGUCCGUAUCCCUCGCGCCCGUCUCGACGGAACCCCAGUCGUCAUUUCUACCGCAGGACACGACUUGACAUGCGCCCAAUACUGCAGAAACAACAUCGAGCCAACCACCGGAGCCCAACGUGUGUGCGCCUCGUUCAACUUCGACGGUCGUGAGACGUGCUACUUCUUCGACGACGCUGCCACCCCAGCUGGAACCUCCCAACUCACCGCUAACCCAUCCGCCAACAACUUCUACUAUGAGAAGACCUGUAUUCCAAAUGUGUCUGCUCAUGAGGCCUGUACCUACAGAUCAUUCUCAUUCGAGCGCGCUCGCAACACCCAAUUGGAAGGAUUCGUGAAGAAAUCAGUGACCGUGAAGAACCGUGAGCACUGCUUGUCCGCCUGCUUGAAGGAGAAGGAGUUCGUGUGCAAGUCUGUCAACUUCCACUACGAAAACAGUCUCUGCGAGUUGUCCGUCGAGGAUAAGAGAUCCAAGCCAACCCACGUCCGUAUGUCCGAAGGAGUCGACUACUAUGAUAACAACUGUCUCUCCCGUCAAAACCGUUGUGGACCAUCCGGAGGAAACUUGGUAUUCGUCAAGACCACCAACUUUGAAAUCCGUUAUUACGACCAUACCCAAUCCGUUGAGGCCCAAGAGUCGUAUUGCCUCCAGAAGUGCUUAGAUUCCCUCAACACCUUCUGUCGUUCCGUCGAGUUCAAUCCAAAGGAGAAGAAUUGUAUUGUCUCCGAUGAGGACACGUUCUCGCGUGCCGAUCAACAAGGACAGGUCGUCGGAAAGGACUACUACGAGCCAAUUUGUGUUGCUGCCGAUUUGUCGUCGUCGACAUGUCGUCAACAAGCCGCUUUCGAACGAUUCAUCGGUUCUUCUAUUGAGGGAGAAGUUGUCGCAUCGGCUCAAGGAGUUACCAUCUCGGAUUGUAUAUCUCUUUGCUUCCAGAACCUCAACUGCAAAUCCAUCAACUACGACCGUACCGCCUCUUCCUGCUUCAUCUACGCCGUCGGUCGCCAGGAUGCCAACAUCAAGGCCAACCCAUCAAUGGACUACUACGAGUUCAACUGUGAGUCCCAAUUCGGAGGAAUGGCUCUCUGCACCAACGAGGGAAUCCGAUUCAUCGUCAACACCAAGGAGCCGUACACAGGAGCCAUCUACGCCGCCGAGAGAUUCUCCACCUGCUCCCAAGUCGUCGAGAACGCCAAACAAAUCUCCAUCACUUUCCCACCACCAACUGUCACCUCGGAUUGCGGAACUGUUAUCCGUGACGGAAAGAUGGAGGCUCUUGUUGUUGUCUCUUUGGAUGGUGUCCUCCCACAUCAAGUCACCACUGAAUGGGAUCGAUUCUACCGUGUCUCGUGUGACGUCUCUAUGGAUAAGAUGGUCAAGGAAGGGUCCGUUGUUGUCACCACAAUCUAUGAGGCUUCCUCUCAAAACACCACUGUCUUGGAUGUCGCCACUCCACCACCAGUCACUGCUGAACUCCAAAUCCUUAACCAACUUGAGGAGCCACUUCACAAGGCUUCUAUCGGAGAUCCACUUCUUUUGGUUAUCACUUCUGAGCAAGCUGGACCACACAAUAUGAUGGUGACUGAGUGCACUGCUACUCGUGUCGGAGGAUUCGGAGACACUGUUCCAUUCACCCUCAUUGAGAAUGGAUGCCCAAGAUAUCCAGCUUUGGUUGGACCAGUUGAGCAAGACUUCGACAAGAACCGCCUGAAAUCCGACCUCCGCGCAUUCCGAUUGGAUGGAUCUUACGAUGUCCAAAUUGUGUGCUCCAUCAUGUUCUGUGCCGGACCAAAUGGAUGUCCAGUAUCAAACUGCUUGGAUUCUGGAACCAAUGAGUUGUUCAUGUCACAUGGAAGAAAGAAGAGAUCCGCUGAUAUGGAGGCUGGAGAGACCGAGGAGAAGUUGUCGGCUAUCAUCAGAGUUUUCGCAAAGGGAGAGGAGAAUGAGGAGGAGAUGGAAAUGGGAAAUAACACAAUGAUGACUAGCCUCACCGACGCCACCGACCUUCUCUGCAUUUCGGAGCCAUUCUUCGUCAGCUCCGUCGUCUCGCUCUCAGUUCUUUGCUUUGCUCUUUCUGCCAUUAUUGCCAUCUGGGGAUGCCAUUCACUUCACUCGACACCAGCUAAACAAGUCGCUGCUUAA